Molecule: messenger RNA, 747 nt
Organism: Cooperia oncophora
Lineage: Eukaryota; Metazoa; Nematoda; Chromadorea; Rhabditida; Trichostrongylidae
Source: the annotation of a GenBank genome assembly
AUGCGAAGAACGAAUUACGCUGCUAGUGCCAUUUAUGUCAGCAAAGCGUUCGACCAGGCAUCAAAGAACUCAACGUUGGAUAUGGCGAACGAUAUAAAAGAAGCGUUCCACGGAAUGCUUGUCGAAGAAGACUGGAUGGACAAUGCUACAAUGAAGGCUGCUUCUGGGAAAUUGCAAGAGAUGUUAAUUAAAGUCGCGUAUCCAGAGUUCAUCCUCAACAGCAGGAAACUGGACAACUACUAUGACAACUUCUCCGUAGAAGAAACGGAUUCGUACAGUCAGAUGGUAGAGAAACUGUCACGAUGGAAAAUAGAAUUUGAUUUGAAGCGCCUUUCUAAGCCCGUCGAUCGAACUGAGUACGAUUUCAAUGCUGCAGUUGUCAACGCCUACUACGACUCCACCUCGAACUCGAUAAAAUUUCCUGCCGCUUUUCUUCAAGCGCCUUUCUUUCAUCAUUCCUUCCCAAGAGCGCUCAACUACGGAGGACUUGGAGCUACGAUAGGGCACGAAAUCACGCACGGAUUUGAUGACGGAGGUAAGCAAUUUGACGCGUUGGGUAACCUUCGCGACUGGUGGAACGCGAACACUACGCAAAAGUUCGGUGAACGAGUACAGUGUAUGAUCGAUCAAUAUGGGAGGAUUGAGGUGCCAUGCACUGCUCUGAAGCUGAAUGGUAAACUCACCCAAGGAGACAACAUUGCUGACAAUGGAGGAUUGAAGCUAGCAUUCAGAGUUAGUCCUAAGUAG